UAACCGGCUACCACCGCCAUAUUGGGCAUUCUGUGGCGUCGUUUCUCCGAGGUGGUAUGUCGCGAUAUUCGCGUCCACCAAAUUCCUCGCUGUUCAUUCGAAAUGUGCCUGACGGCACAAGACCAGAAGACCUGCGCAGUUUAUUUGGUAAAUACGGGCCGUUAACCGAUGUGUAUGUACCAGUGGACUACUACACACGUAGACCUCGUGGUUUUGCAUACGUGCAGUUUGAAGAUGUUAGGGAUGCAGAAGAUGCCAUGUACUCCCUGGACCGAACCAGGUUCUAUGGGAGGGAACUGGAAAUCGAGUUUGCCCAGGGAGACAGAAAGACUCCUUCCGAAAUGAGGUGCAAGGAACGUUCCAGGAGGACGAGAUCUCCACACAGCAGUAGACAUGACGAACGUCGGCGAAGAUCGCGAAGUCGUUCGCCAUACGGCAGAGAUCGAAGUCCUCGGCGAAGUCGGCGACACUCCUACAGCCAUUCCAGGUCCCGUUCACGGUCCCGAUCCCGUGACCGCAGGCGUGGCAGCUAUUCUCCUCGGAGCCGCGUUAUGGCAACGAAUGGCACUUCUCCUAGGUCCAGGUCCUACAGCAAGUCUCGCUCCAGGUCUCGAUCAUCUCACAAUGGUCGUGCUGGAAAGGACCGUUCACCAUAUCAAGUUGUGGACGACGGCCGGGAGAAGUCCAGGAGUAAAUCUCCAGAGUAGUCGGAACUUCUUUGCACUUCGCUUUGGAUCCAUGAGCAUACUGCAUGGAGGCUGCGUUUAGUGUUUGUGGCCAUUUCUUUCCACCCACCCAUUCGUGGCUUGUUGUGGCAGGCUCCAUACAUACAUUCAUCACUGGUGUUUACUUCUGUACAUAUUUGGUUUAAUAAAACUGCUCAUAGCCAA
Ornithodoros turicata is the source of this 890-nucleotide messenger RNA. RefSeq names its product serine/arginine-rich splicing factor 12-like. Gene Ontology annotation, cellular component: cytoplasm; nuclear speck. Gene Ontology annotation, biological process: mRNA splicing, via spliceosome. The transcript is spliced from 6 exons. The record is from RefSeq and is a predicted model, not a curated record. Bases 57 to 707 code for a protein of 216 amino acids. Lineage: Eukaryota; Metazoa; Arthropoda; Arachnida; Ixodida; Argasidae. Gene Ontology annotation, molecular function: RNA binding.